ACACUCUAGACGCUCCGCGGCCGCUGCCCCACCCCACCGGGCCUCAGCCCUCGAUCGCGCCCCGCCAGCUCACAGUGACUUCCCCCCGGGACCAUGCUGCGCUGGCUGCGGGCCUUCGUGCUGCCCACCGCCAUCUGCCAGGACGCGGAGCCGCCCACGCGCUACGAGACGCUCUUCCGGGCGCUGGACCGCAAUGGGGACGGCGUCGUGGACAUCGGAGAGUUGCAGCAGGGGCUGCAGAACCUGGGCAUCCCGCUGGGCCAGGACGCCGAGGAGAAAAUUUUCACCACGGGCGAUGUCAACAAAGAUGGGAAGCUAGAUUUUGAAGAAUUUAUGAAAUACCUAAAAGACCAUGAGAAGAAAAUGAAAUUAGCAUUUAAAAGUUUGGACAAGAAUAAUGAUGGGAAAAUCGAGCCUUCUGAAGUUGUCCAGUCUCUCCAGAUGCUGGGUUUACAUAUUUCUGAAAAGCAAGCAGAGCUGAUUCUUCAAAGCAUCGACUCUGAUGGGACAAUGACCGUGGACUGGAAUGAAUGGAGGGAUUACUUUUUAUUUAACCCCGUGACAGACAUUGAGGAAAUUAUCCGUUUCUGGAAACACUCUACUGGAAUUGACAUAGGGGAUAGUUUAACUAUUCCGGAUGAAUUCACAGAAGAUGAGAAAAAAUCAGGACAGUGGUGGCGGCAGCUCCUGGCAGGAGGUGUGGCUGGCGCCGUCUCUAGAACGAGCACCGCUCCUUUGGAUCGCCUCAAGGUGAUGAUGCAGGUUCAUGGAUCCAAAUCAAUGAAUAUAUUUGGAGGCUUUCGGCAGAUGGUAAAGGAAGGAGGAAUCCGUUCCCUUUGGAGAGGAAAUGGCACCAAUGUCAUUAAAAUAGCUCCUGAGACAGCUGUGAAGUUCUGGGCUUAUGAACAGUACAAAAAGUUGCUUACUGAGGAAGGACAAAAAUUAGGGACCUUUGAGAGGUUUAUCUCUGGUUCCAUGGCUGGAGCCACCGCGCAGACUUUCAUUUACCCCAUGGAGGUUUUGAAAACCCGGCUAGCUGUAGCCAAAACUGGACAAUACUCUGGAAUAUACGGUUGUGCCAAGAAGAUUUUGAAACACGAAGGCUUUGGGGCUUUUUACAAAGGCUACGUUCCUAAUUUACUAGGCAUCAUUCCCUACGCAGGCAUUGAUCUCGCCGUGUACGAGCUUUUGAAGACUUAUUGGCUGGACAACUUUGCAAAAGACUCUGUCAACCCUGGCGUGGUGGUGCUGCUGGGCUGUGGAGCCCUAUCCAGCACCUGCGGGCAGCUGGCCAGCUACCCCCUGGCUUUGGUGAGGACUCGCAUGCAGGCACAAGCCAUGGUAGAAGGAGCCCCGCAGCUGAGCAUGGUUGGCCUUUUUCAGCGAAUAGUCUCCAAAGAAGGCGUGUCAGGACUUUACAGGGGUAUCACCCCAAAUUUCAUGAAAGUGCUCCCUGCCGUGGGCAUCAGCUACGUGGUGUAUGAAAAUAUGAAGCAGACGCUGGGAGUAGCUCAGAAGUGAUGAGCACAAGCCUUUGCUUUUCCGUGAUGACCGAGACAGUACUCUCCAGUGACUUCCGGGAUUGCCGCAAGUCUGUCACAAAAGAAGCUGUUUCCUGCCAAAUGGAAUAGUGUGGCCAUGGUCAAGUCAAGCCUCUGAGUUCAGUUUUAUACCUUCAGUAAUGUUCAGAAUCAUAGCUUCAGUCAGCGAAGAAACCACAAGAUUGGCCUUUACUUUUGCUGAUAGAGAUCUCUGCCCUGUAUCCUAAAUCUGAAAAUGUACUGGCUUGAGCUGAAAUCAUUUGUGUGGUAGGAUUAUAAAUCACUAACCUUUGUUCAGAUUGGUUCAAGCUCAUGUCAAUUUGUUUUUAGCCAAUUUAAAAAAAACCAAAAUGAUCAGAAAGCUUUGGGAAUUAAAUUUAUAUAUCUAUUAUAUUCCUUAUAGAUGUAAAAUUCCCUGACAGUCAUUAGUAGAGAAAUCACUAUAUUUAAAGUCUAUCUUGCACAGUUUAUCUCCUCAUCUGUAAGAAGAAUAGGAAUGGAUUAUAGAAGCCACACUCAGUGGACAGGGGCCACGAGGUAAUGUUUGUUUCAGUAGACAUCCUUCUUUUUACUUGUCCUGCUGCUUGGCCCCCAGUUUUAGACCUUGAUUAAUGUUGUUGUUACAUUAUUGACAGGGGACAGGUCAUUUGGGAGAUCCUAUUUUUUCGGUCAUUGCAUUGAAAAGCACCAAUGAACAAAACUGUGACUUGUAGCAUUUCUCAGAGAGCAUCCUGGUUUUGUUCAUUUUUUUUUUUUUUUACUUGUUUAAUCAAAUUCUCUCAAUCAGGAGGUUUGCUUGGGGCCUUCAUAACAUCUGGAGCUGCUCUUCUCCUGACUUGAGUGCUGAUUUCAGGUGAACCUGUGACACAGGUUCAAAGUGACACAAAGCUAAGGCACCAGCACAUUUCAAUAGUAGUAUAUAUUCAUCUUACCUGUUUUAAUGAAAGGCUCAAUCUGUAUACAUACACAUCUACAUAUUCAUUUGCCCCAAGAUCCAGGAAGAUGACAGAAAAUUUGUAGUAUCAAUAACAUUUCAAAUUUUUUAAACUAAAGCUGAUUUUGUAGUCAAUUAUCUUUUAUGAUUUGUUUUAAAACUUAGAAAAAUGUUAUAUUUUCUAUAAGAAGAUGUUUGAUAGUCUUAGCCUGGCAAUAUUGGCACAUGCCAAUAUUAGCACUCAGGAGGCAGAGGUGGGCAUAUCUCUGAGUUUGAGGCCAGCCUGGUCUAUAGAGUUCCAGGGCACCAGGGCUACACAGAGAAACCCUGUGUCCAAAACAAAGACAAAAACAAACAAACAAACAAACAAACAAAAGAUAGUUUUAACAUUUUAAGAUUUAGUCCAUGUAUUCACGUGGUUUCUGGUAAUUUCUUUUAUAGUUGCCUUCUGAAAAGUCUAGUAGAGAUCUUUGCCUUUAACCUACCUACCUCUUUUAUUUUUUUGAACCAAAGAGAAAGAUGGCCUUGUGUUGAUGAAAUUUAUUCUAAAACAGUUUGAUUUAUAUUACCGAUGCCAGCUAUUGUCUUGGUAUUUUUGUACUAUAUAAGGGAAGAAGGGGAUGCUUAUCUUCAGGGUUAUUGUACUUUGGAGUAAUAUGUAGAGUGAAAAUAUUAAGGUAUAUGAUUCACUACUUUUUUAUGAGUAACAAUUAUGGAAAUGCAUAAUUCUGUUAAUGUCUUUGAAAUUUUAAGUUGAUAAAAACUAUGAAAAUAUCCAUACUUCAUUAUGAAAUUAAAUUGUCCCCCAGUGAACAUGUGUAAGGUAUGACUGAUUUAUCUGUACAUCUUGUAUCUUUUGGGGGGAAAAAACCCUCGUAUUGAACACAGUUUAUUCUGAUAUCGCUACAUAGACACAGCUCAUUUGUAUUAAAGAUAUUUGUCUGUUUUUAAAAUGA
This is a messenger RNA of Apodemus sylvaticus (European woodmouse), 3431 nucleotides long. It is a transcript of the gene Slc25a24, whose product is annotated as solute carrier family 25 member 24. The record is from RefSeq and is a predicted model, not a curated record. Lineage: Eukaryota; Metazoa; Chordata; Mammalia; Rodentia; Muridae. Gene Ontology annotation, biological process: transmembrane transport. Gene Ontology annotation, cellular component: mitochondrial inner membrane. The coding region runs from base 94 to 1521 and encodes 475 amino acids. The transcript has 10 exons. Gene Ontology annotation, molecular function: calcium ion binding; ATP transmembrane transporter activity.